Molecule: messenger RNA, 1174 nt
Organism: Vicia villosa (hairy vetch)
Lineage: Eukaryota; Viridiplantae; Streptophyta; Magnoliopsida; Fabales; Fabaceae
Product: phenylcoumaran benzylic ether reductase Betv6-like
Exons: 4
Coding region: 55-987 (310 amino acids)
Molecular function (GO): oxidoreductase activity
Source: RefSeq, a predicted model, not a curated record
GAAAGACCAAAACAGAAAAAACCAAGUAAGAAUUAGUUAAGACAACACACAUCCAUGGCUGAGAAAAGCAAGAUUUUGAUCAUCGGAGGAACAGGUUACAUCGGAAAACACAUAGUAGAAGCAAGUGCUAAGGCUGGUCAUCCUACUUUUGCAUUGAUCAGAGAGACCACUCUUUCUGACCCAGCCAAGGCCAAUCUCCUAGAUAAUUUCAAAUCAUCAGGCGUUAAUUUGGUCCCUGGGGAUUUGUAUGAUCAUGAGAAGUUGGUGAAAGCAGUUAAGGAAGUGGAUGUGGUGAUUUCCACGGUAGGUCAACUUCAGCUUGCGGAUCAGGCGAAGAUUAUCGCUGCUAUUAAGGAGGCCGGUAACAUUAAGAGGUUUUUCCCUUCGGAAUUUGGGAACGAUGUGGAUCGUGUACAUGCGGUAGAGCCAGCAAAAUCUGCAUUUGAAGCCAAGAUCCAAAUUCGACGUGCAAUUGAAGCGGAAGGAAUACCCUAUACAUAUGUCUCUAGCAACUACUUUGCUGGAUAUUUUCUCCCCACAUUAGCUCAGCCAGGACAAUUUGCUCCACCUCCACCAAAAGAAAAAGUUUUCAUUUAUGGUGAUGGAAAUCCCAAAGCGGUGUUUAACAAGGAAGACGACAUUGGAACGUUCACUAUCAGAGCUGUCGAUGAUCCAAGGACAUUGAACAAGAUUCUAUACAUUAAACCCCCUAAGAACAUCUACUCAUUCAACGAGCUUGUCGCAUUGUGGGAGAAGAAGAUUGGAAAGACCUUGGAAAAAACAUAUAUCCCAGAGGAUAAACUUUUGAAGGAUAUUGAAGAGGCACCUAUUCCAAUCAAUAUAAUAUUAUCAAUCAACCAUUCUGUUUUUGUGAAGGGUGAUCACACUAACUUUGAGAUUGAACCAUCUUUUGGGGUUGAGGCUUUUGAAUUGUACCCUGAUGUUAAGUACACCACUGUUGAAGAGUAUCUUGAUCAGUUUGUUUGAGAGUUGCAAGAAACUAUGUAUUUGAAUAAUAAUAUUUGUAUGAGUUGUUUGUUGCUUUGGAGAUUGGUGUUGAACUGUUCUGCAUCUCCUGCUUCUUGUUUGUUGCUUCCUGUUGGCUAUGUAAACUGAUUAAUAGUUAAUUAUUAUCCCAAAUUAUAUAAAAAAAAUGCUGUGUAUUUUGUCAAAA